This is a messenger RNA of Anopheles merus, 747 nucleotides long. RefSeq lists its product as uncharacterized. The record is from RefSeq and is a predicted model, not a curated record. NCBI's taxonomy places the organism in Eukaryota, Metazoa, Arthropoda, Insecta, Diptera, Culicidae. Bases 167 to 553 code for a protein of 128 amino acids. The transcript is spliced from 4 exons.
AAAAAAAAAAACAAUUGCAUUUUAUAUAAUGUGCGUAUAACCUAAAUGGCUAAUUGCCCUGAUGCCAGGAUAUGUAACAUGACAAAGCCUCAGUUAUAUUACUGUAUACCCAACAUCAACUUUUGCGUUAAACCGUGUAAUCGACAUAACAAUAGUAAAAAUAGCAAUGCAGAUUAUAAAAACUUUUUUGAGCAUCACAUCCGCAAACGACGUUAGCAAACAGGCAAGGCAAACACUUCACAAAAAGAACACAAAAUGCACAGGCACAAUGCUACCGUCAGACACACUAACCUAUGUACAUCAAUUCUACAACAAGAUGGUAUACUGUUUGGUGGAACCACACAAGAAGGACCUUCGCAUCGUUAAUACUUGCGACACGCGAACUCAUCAAGAGCUGCUCAAAAGCGAUGAUGCCGCAAAGAAGACAAAGCGAAGGAAAAAAGCAAAGAAAGACAAUAUUGAACAUCGAUUAUCACUCAGGUGGACUGAAGGAAGUGCAGUGAAUAACUAUGAAGUUUCAUUUGAAGUUCGACCAACGGCCAUUAGAAGGUGAUGGACAUGUUUGUACCGGUACAUUGGAAUCUUCGGACCAUUUGCUCCUCCGCCCAGCCAACUGCACUUGCAAAGGAAGGGAGCGCUAAACAGCUUCAACACAGCUUCGUGCAUUCGAUUGUCUGGAGUAUUCGAAGUAAGAGAAUUCGAUAUUCUUCUAGCAGUAGCGAUAAAUACAUUUUUGUCGCUCAACAU